Messenger RNA from Penicillium argentinense, 562 nucleotides. RefSeq names its product 60S ribosomal protein uL23. The coding region runs from base 31 to 486 and encodes 151 amino acids. The transcript is spliced from 4 exons. Lineage: Eukaryota; Fungi; Ascomycota; Eurotiomycetes; Eurotiales; Aspergillaceae. Gene Ontology annotation, molecular function: structural constituent of ribosome. The record is from RefSeq and is a predicted model, not a curated record. Gene Ontology annotation, cellular component: cytosolic large ribosomal subunit; ribosome. Gene Ontology annotation, biological process: ribosomal large subunit assembly; translation.
CGACAAUCAUCACGACAGCGGACGACAGCCAUGGCCCCUACCACCAAGCAAGGCACCCGCCCCGCCGCCAAGGCCAAUGCUGCCGCUAAGGCAGUUGUGAAGGGCUCCUCCCUUCACAAGUCCCGCAAGGUCCGCACCUCGACCACCUUCCACCGCCCCAAGACCCUGCAGCUGUCGCGGUCCCCCAAGUACCCCCGCGUCUCCAUCCCCCGCGCUCCCCAGCUCGAUGCUCAGAAGAUUAUCCUGUACCCUCUGAACACCGAGAGCGCCAUGAAGAAGAUCGAGGAGAACAACACCCUUGUCUUCAUCGUUGAUGUCAAGUCCAACAAGCGCCAGAUCAAGGCUGCUCUGAAGAAGCUCUACGACGUUGACACCGUCAAGGUCAACACCCUGGUCCGCCCCGACGGCUCCAAGAAGGCCUUCGCUCGCUUGACCCCCGACGUUGAUGCUCUGGACAUCGCCGCCACCAAGCUGGCCAUCGUCUAAAAAGGGUAGGAAAUGGAUUUCUUUGGGUUUGGGCGAAAGUUGUUUUCCACCGCGGUGAUUCUCAAUACCAGCCAGU